AUGGAGACGUUAAAGGCAGUCUUCUUUGGGCCUGACCCCCAAGUUCAGAUGAGAAAAUGCAAUGCCCUCAUCCGCGCAAAUACCCGGCAACUCGACCGAGACCUCAACCAGCUCAAAAUCCUUGAUAAUAAGACACGACAAUAUAUCAUUAAUGCCUCCAAGCGAGCGCAGAGAAACCCAUCGCAAGCAAAACAAGCAAUGAGCGAAACCAAGACAUUUGCCCGAGAGCUGGUGCGAAUCCGCAAGCAAAGUUCGCGUUUAAACACGAGCCGCGCUCAAUUACAAAGCGUGGGGAUGCAAGUCAACGAGGCGUUUUCCGUUCGCAAGAUUCAAGGCAGUCUACAAAAGUCGACCGCGAUCAUGAAAGAUGUGAAUACAUUGGUGCGAAUGCCGGAGCUUCAACAUACCAUGCAUCAGCUUUCUACGGAGUUGAUAAAGGCCGGGAUUAUCGAGGAAAUGGUGGACGAUGCCAUGCCUAUUGAUGAUAUGCUGGAAUCGGAGGACCUCGAGGCCGACGAAGAGGUAGACAGGAUUUUACAGGAGAUUUUGCAGAGCAAACUUUCCCAAGCACCGGCCAAGCCCGAGUCGCCAGUCGAGGAGGCCCCGGUUGCCGAGCCAGAAUUCGAGGACCAGGAAGCGACCCUCGAACAAAUGCGAGACCGCCUGGAAGCCCUAAAGAGUUGA
Penicillium verhagenii is the source of this 684-nucleotide messenger RNA. RefSeq names its product ESCRT-III subunit protein VPS24. Lineage: Eukaryota; Fungi; Ascomycota; Eurotiomycetes; Eurotiales; Aspergillaceae. Gene Ontology annotation, biological process: protein transport; late endosome to vacuole transport; endosome transport via multivesicular body sorting pathway. The record is from RefSeq and is a predicted model, not a curated record. Gene Ontology annotation, cellular component: ESCRT III complex; multivesicular body. The transcript has 2 exons. Bases 1 to 684 code for a protein of 227 amino acids.